Messenger RNA from Pocillopora meandrina, 14950 nucleotides. Lineage: Eukaryota; Metazoa; Cnidaria; Anthozoa; Scleractinia; Pocilloporidae. The record is from the annotation of a GenBank genome assembly.
AUUGAAGUCGCGCGCAGUUGGUGGCAUUUCGAAAAGAAACCGAUUAGACUGUGUAAAGUAAAGAAUCGGAACCAAGGAGUAAACGAAUUUUCAUGAAUCCUUCCAAGAAUCUGUUGGGGUUUCUUUUUCUCGCAAUCUUGCAUUUGACAAGUGGACAAGGUCAGUUUCUAGCUUCGUUUCUAUGAAUAAAAAAAAGUGUUCAUUCGUCAUUCAAAUUCUAGGUGUUGGUGGUCCCUUUUAAAUCAGUGGUAAGAUAUCUGAAGCAUCAACGUUUUAGGCUAGGAACCAUUCCAAUAAGUUGAUUUUUCUUUUUUUGAGAAGUCAUUGCUUAAGUUUGCUUAGCUUUAUCUUUUGAGUUCGAGUCCUUAUUUCUCUUAAAUUUCCCACAUUUUUCAAUCUGAACACGUUCAUCUAUAGUGUUUAUGUACACAGAAAAAAGAGUAAAAUGGGAAAAAAAAGGAAAGUGGGUCACUAAGUAAGAAAAGAAAGAAAAAAAAAACUUAGCAAUGUUUUGAUUUUCUCAGUGCAGCCAAUAUCAUUCCUAAUUAGUCAUUCUUUUAGUCUCUUUAUCUCCUCUACCUGCUUAAAGAGGUCGCUGGAGAAACAUUCCAAUAUCUUAAAUAAUAAGUUAUAAGUUAUCAUAGCAAUCGUUAUGAUGGUUCCUAAACCAAUCGGUUUCGCCAUGCAUAUAGAUUUCGAUGAAUUUUGAUUUUAGCGUGUAACACAUAGAAGUAAAUUCAAAUAAAAACAAUCACAAAAGUCACACAAUAUACGAUAGAAAGAAAUAGCAAACAACAGGACGGAAAGAGGACCAUAAAAAACUUACAUUGUUACGGCCACAGAAAAGACCAAGAUUGAUACUGCUAUUGCAAAACUGCUAGGCCAAAAAAAAAGAAAAUGGAAAGGACGACCGAAAAAAGCGGUACGUUACUGAAAUACGCCUAGCGCGAAAACGAGAAAACGGGCAUACUGCUAAAAAAUGCGGCGAUAGGGUGACAAUUAAAUGACGAAAAAGGCGCUAACGAAACAAUAAGUAUAAACGUUGGCUAAUUACAGGGUGAAAAGACUAAAAUAAUGAACUUUAAACACGAAUUGAAUCCAACACGAAAAAAAAUGUCGGACUUAGAACUUACAGAAAGGAUGUAAAAUUUAUUGUUGUUAGAAUGCUUGCUGAUAGAAGAGAUUAAAAUUAAAUAUUUUGUAAGAAAAGGACUGAACGGCGUUUCUAACAUUUAUGUACAAGUGUACAAGAGACCACGAAGUUUUCAAGUCAAGGUGUGUUUCGGUAGUCGAGCUAAAGAGCGACUUUCUGUAUGAACUGCGUAGCAUCUAAAUUAAGAUUCGUGGAUUAGAGUGUUAUAGUCCAGAGUCGGUUUAAAGAUAUUUUAUUACAGUUUCAAGUGCAUUGUUUCUUAAAAACAGUUGUGUUUAUAUUUUAUAGAUGAAGGAUGUGCGAAAUUGACGUAUGGGGAUCAAUCUUUUGACGGGACAGUAAAAUACUCUCCAAUGAAUUGGUUUGAGACGCCGGCAGUCGUUAAACUUGAAGCUGGUAAUGAAUUUAUCAAACAUAUAUAUAGUUGUUGUCAUAUAUACAUAUUAUUAUCGUAUUGAGUCUAUGAGAAAAAAAGGUGAGAACGAGCAGUUCCUAAAGCAAGGAAGAGACAGACCGAGACAAGAUUAGCUUUAAUUUUACGUAAUAUUCGAGGGUUUGUUCAGUGAGAUAGUGGGAUAUGUCUCCUGGACAAGGAGACUAGUGAUCAUUUAUCACUUUGCAGGGGCGGGGGUAGGAUCAUAAGAACAUUACAGAGCUUUGAUGGGGGAUCAGUUAAAAAUUUUAUCGUGACACAACUAAAAAUCUUCCACCCCAGACAAUAAAUAAUGACUGGUUCCUCAUGUCUACUAGACCAAUAAGAAUGAAAAUUUAGCAAAAACAAGAGAAUAUCAACAGUUGAUUUCUCUCAGCAAAAACCUGGUCUACUUACAAAAUUAACUCGAUACGUUGCCCUAACUACUUAUUUUGAACUCUCUCAUUAGCGUGUUCGGGCGAGGAAGCACUUGGGCUAGAGAGCGGUCUCAUUACAGAUCAGCAGAUUACCGCUUCAUCCUCCUGGGGUAAGGCAACCGGUGAACAGAACGCCCGACUAAACCACCAAGCUGCCCGAGGUAAAAAAAGCGCUUGGUCAGCGGGAAGCAAUGAUCUCAAUCAGUGGCUUCAAAUCGAUUUCGGACGAAAUGUGAAAAUUACAAAGCUUGCGACUCAGGGACGUAAUGACUACGGCAACCAAUGGGUGAAAAGUUAUACUUUCGCUUACAGCGCGGAUGGCAGUAACGUUUUUCAGGCCUAUCAAGAGAAUGAAGUGGAUAAGGUGCAGUGGUGUCCUUCAUGUUGCAGCUUACGUAGCGAGGGCUCUAAGGAGCUUUGGAAUGUUUAUGUAAUUUUUAUUUAGUUUUAAUAAUGAGGGUCACAUUUCAUAAGACAUAUCGCCACUGAUUUCGUGUCUGCUUAUCUCUAUUUUAAAUUUGUGUCUGCAUGUGUAACACAUCCGCCUUGUCAUUGAUUCUCAGCCAUAUGUAAACAUAGCUGACGUUUUCAUUCGAAUUGUUUAGUAACUCUAAUUAGCGGUCUUUCCCCACGCUUCUAGUCGUUCAUAAGUAAGUCAGCCAGUCUCACUCUCCUCCCUAAAAACAGCUGUGAAUGGUUUUAAGAGCUGAAAGUUGAGGUUCUAUGGCGCUGGAAUCUCCGUAAAAUAUCACCAACGGUGCAUGCAUCGAUCUUUGUUGAAAUUCGCUAAGGUUUCUUUUUUUUUUUUGCCAGCGAUUGUCUUUGCGGACGUAAUCUGAAUUCCUUGUUAAGUCACAUGAAUUGUUCCUUUUAUUUUCCAGGUUUUUAAUGGUAAUGCAGAUCAGAACACCGUGGUUACCCAUGUCUUGUUGCAACCAAUCAUAGCUCGAUAUGUCCAAAUAAAACCAAAAACAUGGAAUGAACAUAUUUCCAUGAGAGCUGAGUUUUACGGCUGUGUUCUCUCAGGUAAGAGAACGGUCAACGGUCAUUAUUUAACGGGGGGGGGGGGGGAGAGGGGUUGGAAACAGGUGGUUGUGUGAUCAUCAAAUUUACCUGAUUUCCCCCUCCCCAAGGCUCUAUAAUAUCGUUAUGAUCCUCUCUCGUUGGCAGUCGAUUUUCUGUAAUCCCCCUUCAUUAUGUUGGCGACGAAUGACCCCCCCUUCCUACCCCCUUGAAAUUACUCCGCGCCCCUCCUCCCUAAGGUGAUUAAUGAUCCCUAUUAAUGAUAAGAUAAAUAACGAGGAAUUUCUCCAUGGUACAUGGUUAUCAUCAACAAUCUUAGACAGUACCUUGAUCUAUUUACACAUUUUUUUAAUACCUUGAAACAAAUCACAGACCGUUAUCAAGUACUUGGUCGGAAUGUCCACAUGGAUUACGUUCAAGAGCAUCUUCGUACAAAAAGAGAAGUAACCUUUGGACAUACCCAGGAGCGAGCCAAUAGAAUUGAGCUUCAAAUUCUAACUGAUACUGUAUAUGUUAAGGUAGGUACUUUUACAGUUAACUUUAAGGAAAGGGAUAAGGGAAAUUUGUUUUCUCAGUGAUACCCAUUCGUUUGUUCCCAAAAACCUUUCGUACUCAUUCGAUUCGUACUAAAUUCAGACGAUUUGUUCCCAGUUUGUUUCAAUUCGUAUCCGUCCAACAUUCAGUGGCGAUAAAAACCUAGAAGAUCUCAAGAACAGAUGUUGAUUGUUGCGCAUGACCCGUUAAUAAAGAGACAACCGGAGAAAACACAAAGUUUUUUUCUGCAUACUUGUAAUCUUCUUAACGAUAACCACUAAAUUAAAAUUACUGCCCAGCGCGAUGUAAGGGUGUCAUAUAAAAACUGGACACCCCACAAAUAAAACUUCUUCAACGCAGAUUAUAUUGCAACUGAUUGCAGUAUUUGACAUCAGAAACCCACCAUACUUUCAAGUAAAGUGGAUUCAGAAACAUACUCAACAUAGAAAACGAACAUAAAUUAAUAUGUUUACGAAACGAAAAAGUGGAAACCAUUUCAAUCAGUAAAACUGAACCCCUAUGUUUCCGAGACCCCUACGAAUAACAGUUGGAUGAAGAAAAAAAUUGUAGGAAUCGAGGCCAUUUAAUUGACCGUUGAGAUCGCUUUUUAUUAGUUUUGGUUUCUGACACUCAAUCGAAAAAGCGUUUCCGUUCAGAAUGUCCAAUAGAGCUCAAACAAAAAUAAGAAAGAGUAUUUUUACAAGUUAAAUUACAUUGACGUACCUUAGGGCGGUUUCGAUUUACAUGUAAGGAAUUACUCUGCUUGUUUCCCACAGGGUUACGUGGAUCUGCGUGGUAUUAAAAGAUUGACGAUAUUCAGCCGAAAGAUGGUUUUUUCGAAAGACAGUCAAUUGGACCUCAGAGCUCCCAAACUAGUGCAAAAUUUUAACAUUCUGUCUCCUGGUUCCGAUGGAGAUGAUGGGAAGCAUGGAGUUCAUGGUCCAACAGGUGAGUUAAGGACUGCCGGAAAUUCAAGGCUAUUAUCUUCUGCCCUUUUUCGUAUGUGGCUUGUGUGGGUCAGGACCAAAUGUCAUUAGUGUGGGGGUCGAGAGGUACCAAAUCCCGAGGUUUACUCUCUAGAAAUAGGCUUAUAGGGAUGUACUGCUGGAUGGGAUCGCACUUUCACGACAGGGUUGAGUGUAAUGGGGUUACUAUUUCAACAGAGUCACUAGAAUGGGGUCACAAAUUGUCGCACUUUUGGGUUAUGCAACGCGAUUUUUUUAUAUUUCUUUUUUUUUAUUUGUCUUUGAUAGUCACAGUCUACGCGAAAAUGAUUGCUGGCCAUGUAAAUAUUAUAACAAGUGGCGGAAAUGGAAACCCGGGGCAAAAUGGCGCGAAUGGAAGAAAGGCAGCCGACAGCAUGCAUAAGGUAUAUUAUUUAUAGAUAUGCAUGAUAUAGAAAAACUAAGGGAAAGUCAUUAUUUAUCGCCUGGAGGAGACUGAGGGGGCAGGAGAGGGCAGAGGAUUUCGGAAGGGGGGGAUAAGAAUUGAAGAGCUUGUGGGGGAUCAGGUAAAUUUUAUCGAGUCAAAACCAACUCUUCCAGCCCCCUCCCCCCUCCCCCACCCAGGCGAUGAAUAACGACAGGUCCCCUACUUAUGAUAAUUCGUCAGGCUACGAAGCUUUCAUCACGAAAAAAAUGAAACAAAUUGUUAACUUUGAGAAUUGCUAUUAAUGAUUUAACGGAUAUUUACUCUAACAGUGGAGUUUUUGUUUUCCGAUUUUCAAUCGGUACUUUUUCUAACUUUACUAUUCAAACAGCAACCGGACAGGACAAACUCUGACUGCAAAGCAGGUAGAACAAGGACUGGCUGCACUAGUCACAUUCCGGGGAGACCAGGUAUAUCAGGCGGAAAUGGAGCCAAUGGUGGAGACGGUGGGAAAUCAGGUAAAACUGAAACUUUCAUAAUUUAUUUUAAAUUCCCACCAUAAUAGAGUAAAUUAAUUUUUUUCUCUUGAGUUUCCAAAGAUUAACCUAUUUGUCCAAAAAUUGUCAAUUGUUAUUGACAAUUUUUGGACAGUUAGGGUUAGUUCCUUUCCCGACGCCGCAACUACACGCGGUUGGGAGUAAGUUUCUUAAGAAAUUGUGGUGCUGCGUCAGUUUGGGGAUUAACAAGAUAAUUUGGUUUUAUCAACUGAGUUGAUAAUGGAAAUUGGUCACCGCAAAGAAUUUCUAAAGCUGACGUUUCGAACGUUCGUCCUUUUUUAGAGGGAAUUAUGAACAGCUAAUACUUGAAACGUUAGCUUUAGAAAUUCUUUACGGUGGCCAAUUUCCAUUUUCAAUUCAGUUGAUACAAAGAGAACAAUACAUGGCGCGCGUCGAGAUAAAGUUUCUCUAUGAGUAUUCAAACACGAGAAGAGAAAUUCCAUAUCUACAUGCAUAGAAACACAAUAGCCUUUUACUGACAGGAAAAUUCAACUUUAUAUUAAUAAAUGAAAAUAAAAGGAUCGACAAUCCCCGAAGAAAAAUCGUUAAUUGCGUUGGCGCUAAGGCUCAAAAUGAGAAAAUGUGUUGAAACACUUCAAAAACAAACAAUGGGUGUAAUUUUCAAUACACAAAAUUCUCAUGUACUAACUUGGUCCCUACCGACAGAAUAAACCUUUAAGUAAACGGCCCAAAUCGGCGUGUGGAAAAUCUUCCAGUUGUCGACUUUCCUUCUCAGCCGCGAGAAAUGCCAUCACCAAGGCCACUGAAAACGUUUCCGUAUUUUGGUUUUAUCCCCCUUAUAGAAAAGUUUGAACGUCAUUGUCUGUAAGUGAUACGGAUUUUUCAUUUAUCAACCUGACCGAGUGGUGCGAAAGGCGAGUGACGUGUUAGCAGCUGAUUGGGCAUGCCAAAUACACAAGAAAAAAACACGAUAUUUUUUCACUUGUGUUGUUACGGCUUUUCUCAGGGCUGGAAAUCCUUGUAUAACAUCCUAGUUUAUAUGAUAAAACCAAAUUAUCCACAUAAAAAAAAUUGGUUCGGCGUGCGUUUGAUGAGAUGUAGCGAACACACCGGAGGUUUGGAGAGCACGAAAGAUGCGUAACAAUUGACUGCUCUUCGAGCAAUUGAUUUCAGCCUCUUAGGUACUCUCCAAUUUUCUCAAGUGCUUCAUAUCUAGAUUAACACGCAGCAGAUACGUGAACUAAUUCUUUCAUUGCUUUUUCCAUGCAGCAGUGAAAUAUGUCUAAUAUUGUAAUUCCCCUGCCAUGCACACGCACGUUUUUACUGUACCCCGCGCACAAUGGAAACCUUAGGCACUCGUGCUGUUGACUUUGAUUACUUGUACACGAACUGACUGUGUUAUAAACAGUAGCAAUCACCAUUUAAUUGCACUGCAUUUACUUAUGUCCCUCACCUGUUUAAUUGAACAACAGGAAAUGGUGGUGAUGCAGGCCAUCAAACUCUUCAUGUUUUGAAAGUGAGAGGGAAAAUCGAAUUAACAUCUUGUCGUGGGACUGGAGGGCAGCCGGCAAUAAACGGAUUAGGAGGAGCCGGUAAGGACUCAGAAAUUCUUCAUUAAUAAAAUUUUGCACAAGGAAACAAUUAUCUGCCGACUUUUUUUUUCUUUUUUUUUUCCUAUCACUUUGAUAGAAUAAACAUCAUUGGUCGGAUGAAACACCACGAAAACCACGAACAAAGGCAAUUACAUAAUAAUUUGUAAUCCUGGCGUCGACAAGUUGUUAUUCUAAUUGUCGCACGAAGUAUGCGACUUGGUGUUACUCUUUGUCGAUAACUCCAAAUAAAACGAGUAACGCGACUAAUAGAUAUUGCCUUCGUUUUUCUAUGGCGCUAUACUAAGUUUUUUCAAUAAUCAUGUUUUAACCAGCGAAAUACAGUCAAGAGAAGGUGUGAUCCUCAAAAAUUAGCUGCAAUCAGUCAGAAAAGAAGGGUGAGAAAUUCAGGCUUAGACUGGACUGGAAUCCGUGCCUCUCAAGUGCAUGUUGGGAGAGGGGCAAAGUUUAGAGGAUUCUUUAUUCCCGCAAAGGAAUCUGACGAGGCUGGAUUGAAAGUGGAUUGAUGACCAAUUGAUAGAUGGGCGGAUCACCUUACAGAAGUAUCGACAGAACAACGAAUAGUUUGAUAAACUGACAGAAAUUGUUGUUUUCAGGUGGUUUAGGAGGACGUGGUGGCCGCGGAAUAAAGUGUAGAAGGAGGUUUAUGUUUUGCGGAAUUGGAUUUCGAUUUGGAAUUGCUAACUGUGGACGACGUUAUUGGUGUGAAUCAUCCGGACAAACUGGCGAGGCCGCUCGCGGAGCAACUGGAAGAAGCGGAAGCAACGGACAAGGUUUUUAUUUGUUUAUUUAUUUAUUAUUUAAUUGAAUUUAAGACGGUCUUCCCCUCCCUUAAAAUGGAACAAGGUUCCCAAGUUAUGGCUCCCCUCCCAUUUCCGGCUUGAAAAUCUUGAAAUAUCAUAAUAUAGUCUCGUACGGAAUGAAUUUGCCAAGAACGAGAAAGGAAGGGAGCGAGAGCACUUUGUUGGUCUUUUUUCAAAGAAUUCUGUCAAUUAUUUUAACACGUGAGAAAAGAGUAGAACGCUGUUUUAAGUUUAAGCGUUCCCCUUCUUCCUAUCUAAACUUGUGGUGUUUGCUCGGGAAAUAAAACUGAAAUGAAAUGUUUUGAGGUCUUGUGUUCAACAACACUGCAAUGAGAAGGGAAAGGGAAGGAAGGUUCCUUCCAAAUUUUGUAAUUUGUGGGGCAAUGCUAGAACACUAGCUUCUGUCUAAAGUUUGUGCUUCAAAUGCAUAUUAAACACCUUUCAAUUUUGUUACGAUUUUACUUUUAAGAUCUCGUAGCAAAAGGCUCCAAUGGUCAGGUGGAAAGUUCUUAUCUUCAGAAAUUUGGUUUGGGUCCAAAGCAAUUGAAAAAGUAUCCUCUGCAGUUAAUAAAGAUGAUGACAAGAUAUGGUGAAGACCUUCUCUGGGCCAACGAUGUUAAAAAAAGCGACGCUGUGUUCAAAUUUGUUGUAAAAUUGUCAAAUGGCAAACCUGGAGCGUCUGAAUUGAGAAGAGGUUCGGCAUUUUCAAAUAUAUUUUCGUUUAAUGUACUACAUUAAAAGAAACUACAGAAAAGAAAUUAGCUGAUAACUCUAUUUUCGAAAGACAUGAUCCCAGCCCGGCAAUAAAUACGUAUAAUUCACAAAUAGAUUCCAUGUUGCCUUACGUUUGUACAGUAAUAUAAAACGGAUGACCUUAAAAUGUGGAGGCACAGCUUGAAAAAGGUGAAUAGUUAUCAGAAAAUCUAAGGAAGUAAUCUUCCUUAUCAUUUGUUUGGAAUAUUUCUUAGUGGCAAAGAGAAGACUGGCUUUUAUGAACAAAGUAGGAUAUGACAGAUUUGGAAAGAACCAGCUGUUCGCACCUAUUAUCAAAUGGGAGGCCUUCAAGAAACAGGUCGAAGUCAUCAAAGAUCGUGCAGAAACGUUUGAGAACGCCUACAAUGCUAUCAAAGAAUCGAUUAAACGGCAGGAUGACGUUAAGGCAAUAGUAAAGGCACUACCACAGGCUGCCAGACUUCAAGUUGUAAAGCAAAAGAACAGACUGGUUGAGGCCAAACGAAUAGCAGUAAGCGAAAAGGGAGCAUAUGUAUUGGUAAGAGUCGAAACCUCAUUGUCGAAUAUAUAACGAUUUCUUAACGAGAGAGUACCAACCUGUGAAACUGAGAUCUCCAACUGGUAUUCCCUCUUACAUUUUUCUAAGGUGAAUAAUGCUAUACCGGCGAUCUUUACUUGAAACACUCUGAAUCAAAAUACUUUCGAAAGCGAAUGUUGUCAACGUCGGCAUUCCAUACGGCGUCCUGUCUUUCUCUAAAACUUUUAUUUCAAAGGGAAACAACUAACGAACAGGUAUUCUGAUCUGACCAGAUGCCUCGACUCUACACGUGGGAGUAUAGCUUCGAAAUAAGGUGGAGCUUAGUCCUUUAGCCUUUUGUUGGAAAAUCAAAGGCCUUACGGAAAACGCGCUGGUCGGGCGGCGAGGUCUGAGUUCAAGACAAAGCUGGUCAAUCUUGAUGAAAACAUUUCAUUUUAAAAGUACUUCUCUCCACCAAAUAGCACCAGUGAAGUAUUAGCGAAGCCAGACGUAUUGAUGAAGGGUAACCUGCAAUGACAUAGCAUCCAGUCCAUUGGGCGUGGCAUUACCCCUAGUUGCUUCAUGCUACGCAGUCCCGGAUAAACUUCUGCUAUCCUACUUGAACUUCCUUGGUUUACUUCAAUCUUUUACAAAUUAAUAAAUAAAGGGGUUAAGUUUCAAAAGAAACUGUGGCGCUGUGUCGGUGGGACAGUAAAACAGGGUAAUUAAGAGUUAAUAAUGUAAAUUGGUCAUCGUAAAGAGUUUUAAAGAUAAACAAUUUAACUCCAUUCUCUCUCGUCAUGAAAUUAUACCAGUUUAUCUUAACUUUAUGAAAUGUUAUAAGUUGCAGUAUUGUGAAGGCUGUUUUCGCGAUACUGACAAGAGCGAAUGCGAAAUAAGCUCUUUUUUCGGUUGGGGAAAUAAUGAAUACACAAAUAAAAAUACGCAAAUACGCAGGGGAACCAAGCCGUGUACAUGUGAUUGCUUUUCAGCGACGUUUUCUCUGAAAAAUAACGUAAACAACGAUAAGCGACUGAAAAUAAUACUUAAUUUGUAUUAGUUUAUUCUAAUUGUUCUUGCACUAAUAUAGUAAUUUUUUUGUCUCCUCUUCGUUGCACUAGGCUAUUGGUGAGCUGGAGGCAAGCAUGAAGAGUAAUCUGCUGGAAGCAAAAGCGAUGCUUCCAGACGUGUACGAAAAAGCAAAGUUUAACAGCGACGACUUAUUUGUCAUUCUUGAGGGAAUAACAGGAUUCUUUAGUGGUGCAAUGGGAAAGGAUCCUUUCGCCGCCCUUGGAUCAGCCCUCGGGGUUAUUGGGCAUUUUGCUGGCAAAUGUGACCUUGGCAAACUUCAGGGUAAUUUGGAUAAAGUAGAAAAAUGGUUGAAAUUUGGAAAGGACUAUGCUGCCCUAAAAGACUCAAGUGAAUUGGAUUUUGACAAAAUGGAUGUGGCUGCUGUACCUGAAGUAAUGCAGGUAAACAUGGAUAUGCUGCAUCUCCAAUAUCUAAUGUUUGUGUUUGUUAAUAGCUUGUUGUUUGGUUGUUUGUUUGUUUAUGCACUGAUUUAAUCGUUGAGUUUUAUUUGCUUUGUCUUUCUUUUUACCCUUUUGCCUGUUUUGUUUUCUGUUUGUCUCUCGGACUCUGUGUGUUUGUGUUUGUCUGUGCGCCUCUUUCUUCGACCCUAGCUUUAUUGCUGUUUCCCAAGUUAUAUCCGGCUCAUGACAUUUUUUUUUACCUUCUUAUAAAAAGGCUAAUCUGGAAAUGAACAAAGAGGGACUUGCAGCGGACCUUGUUUGCCUGCUGGAUGAGAGGUCAAAACCCCGAAACUCGGCAAAGUUUCAAGAACAGAUCGAACGAUUUUUUAUCGCUGGUGCAGCAAGAAUCGAUCUCAUAGCAAAAGUCAUGGACUUGGAUAACGAAAUCGGUGGACAUAACUUUGACAUUCCGAACUUAGAAGAGACAGCAAAUGAAAUCGAAAGCCUUGGUAGCUCUGGUGGUAAGGAUCUUUGUGAUUAUACAUCGCGUCCAUGCUACCUCUUUUUAUAACAAUGAUAUUUGCGCCUAUGAUCGCACGCAUGGUCGUGCACAUGCAGAAGGACAUGUUUGGCUAUACAUUCUGGCCAAAAUGUCCCAUCAAGUUAAGCUUGAAGGCCACUUCGCUUCACGCUUUCCCUGUUGAUGAUCCUCUCUCCUUAAAUAAGCAGGAAAACGAAUAUUAAACGUGACAGGUUCGUUUUCCAGAUUCAUCCAACUUACAACCGCUGUUUUUAAUAAUUUCUGUUUAAUUAGCAAGAUGGUGCAUUUCUAUUUUACAAAAAGCAAAGGCCUAAUAAUAGUAUAUUUUCUUUUCAGAUUCUCCCAUCGCUGAAAGCACACAGCAGAUGUUUCUGGAUGGUUUACUUACUUCCUAUCAGCAGAUAGAAACAGGAUUUGCCCAACAAUUGUACCAAUUGUACAAAGGUUUCGAGUUUCGCUCUCUAUGGGUUGUUCAGGAAAAAUUAGCAGAAUUCGAACGGCGAGCGGUGCUAGCCGCGCAGGGAACAGGAAAUCUCAAAGGGGUUUUAGAGCUUACAAAAGCACUUCAAGAAAUCGAUAAUAUCGAAAAUAAGGGACAGCGAUGCUUCACAAAAUUCCGCCACACAGUCACCACGCAUAAAUGGACAUUUGACAGUGCUAAAGACAACGUGGUAUGUGGAGUAUUUCUUUUAUCUUUGUUACAGUAAAAGAUUUGUUGUUUUUUUGCAGUUGUUAAUGUUGCUGUUGAUGCUUUUUGAACUAUUUCCUUGUUUUCCCUUUUGUUUGUUUGUUUUUUUAAUUUUCCGUUCGGUAGUUCAUUCGGUUAUUGGUUGUUUAGCCCCUUCGGAUUCAGUCAAAACCUCGUUAAAAACAAAUUUCAUUUCCUUUAUUCGACUUUUUAAUUUUUAAUUUUGUCUUUCUGAGAAAACUUUGCCAGCUCUCUUUUUGGCUUGCUAUCUUUUUUCGAUUGUUGCUGUGGGAGAUAUUUAUAUGCUAGUUCAGUCAUUUCUAUUGAAGCAAUCUCUGCAUUAAAUGUCAUCUUUGAGAGCUAUAAAACUGUUUAUUUAUAGUUUCUUCUUCGUUUAUUGUAGAUGUUCGACGAACUUCAAAAGGGCACUACGAGGUUUUCAUUGAAAAUUUCAGAUAGCUGCGAUCUCUGUUAUAACGUCCGCCUUUUGAAGGUAAUAACUAGGCUCAAAUAAAUUUUGCUAACAUAUCUCUGGCCAUAAUGUCAUAAUAAUAAUUAUAUACAGUUUAUAAUCUCUUCAGUAACACACAUGGCUCUCAAACACUCCUAAAUUUAGUUAUUAAAUGGAGCAUAAUGAAAAAACAUAAGCAUAAUUUUGGGCAUGAUGCUCUCCUUUCAGGGGUGACUCUCAAAAGCUUAAUGGCGAAUUGUGAGCAAACUGUUCAUAUGGUAUUUCAAAGUUGUUAUUCUCGUAACGACUCUGUUAUACUCCAUUCAGACCAGGAAAAUAUAGUUAGUUUAGCCGUGUUAAACUGUAUUUGUAACUGAAUGAAAAUCAGAGACAGACACCUGAAAAACCAGAUUUUCCAUGUAGUUUAUUUGGUCAGAAACACGCAUUUUCAGUGCACUUAAUUUGAAGUCGGCAAACAUCGGUUUAAGGAACUCUUAAUGAAAAACAGCGUAAAGCCGUGAUUUAACAAAACAAAUUUUUAAAACAUGUUGAAGCCUUGGUGCGAAUGGAGAAUUUGAAAGAUAACGUUCAGUCUAAGUUUUCUAACUGUCUGUAAGAAUUAAGUUAUGUUCACACUAAUCUGUAUUAUUUUUUGCUUUGUUUUGUCUUUUUUCGUCUUCUCUUUUUCAGAUGUACGUUGAGCUAGAAGGUGACGAAUCUCAAAGCGGUGAUUACCCAUCGAGUGUUUAUCUUAAAUUAAGACAUCUCAGUGGCUCUUACUUUAGAGAUGGCAACGGGAAUGUCAGGGAAUUCCGGCAGCCUUUAGGAUCAUGGCGGACAUUAGAAUUCGACCGAUUUGCAAUCACUAAUACCGAAGGAUGCAACAAAGAAAAAGCAAAAGGAAACAGUGAGUAAUGAUAAGGCUAACAUCACAUUGUAUUUCACGAAAGCCCUUCUUCCAGGCGUCACGCAACGCUAUCAUCAAGGCGUGACAUCCUACAGAACGGAGAUUAGACUCUGACCAAACCAAUACGUUCUCGCUCUUCGACGCAUACUUUUGGUAAACGGUGAUGAAACGGAGCGUGGAGCGUUUUGAAAAAACGCCUCUAUUAUAACCUAGAUAAGUCUGUGCAUAGUAGACAUCCGGUUUCAAAUUAUUUGUAAAAUAUUUUUUUCCCAAAUUUUCAGAGGAUUCUCUCUUCUGUAUGGGCAAGGACGAUAACCGCUUUCAACCGAUGUGCUGCCAUUAUCUCAGCGGUUCCCCGUGUGAUGACACACUCCUUGGAGCAGAAGAAUGCCGGAGUCCAUUUGGAACCUACGAAAUGACCAUGCCGAUUGACAGCAAAACUCCCUGUAAAGCCAGUGACUCGCGCAUAACACACGAAAACUGCAAGGAAUUUGAUGUAAGCUUUAGUUAUUAGAUUUGACUGAGAAGUUUUUGGGCAUCCGAAAGUAAAGACAAUCCCCAAGUGCUCCAGGCUUGCAAUUUUCCACAAGCGUUAAUUCACCAUUGCAGAGAAAAACUAAUCUUUUAAUGUUAAAUUUCGCGUUUUACUUGUCUAAAUUAAAGUACUUUUCAGCUGUAAAAAAAGGUUCUUCCUUCAUAUGCAUUUUUAUUGGAUUUUUUCCGAUCCGUUUUUUAAAAGCAAUUAGAUGUGACUAAAGCCAAGAUAAUAUUUUGUCUGAUGCUUAGGAAGGAAAUUGGAGCAAACAAUGGCAUUGUAAAACUUCGUAGAUGCUAUGUAAUUAGGAAACAAUCUUUUUUCAGCCUUAUCCUUUAUCCUCCAUUUUCAAACAAAUAAUUGUUAAUUUUUCCCGGAAUGAGAUUGGAGUACUGGCUACCUGUCAUAGCCACAAGGGUCAUAAAUUAAAGCCGUGUACCAAAUUAUGUCAAAAUCGAAUGUGAUCGCGCAUGCAGUCCAAACGUUAAACGGAUAAAAUGAACGGAAAGAUAACUAAUGCCUACAAUAUUUAAGGGUUGCGAUUUAUCUAACUGUUUCCUCUGUUAAACAUCAGCGUUCAGUGUUCACAAAAAUGAACGUGUGGAUUCAGUAUCUGUACUGGACUGGUGAGUACCCAACAGGUCCAGACGACCCAAGAUGCAGCAAGUUUCAGGACCCAGACUCCGAGGCUGAGCAUGUUCCCAUAACCUUUAACCAUGAAGCGUCAGGUGAUAUUGAAUCAUAAAAAAAAAGAUGAUUAAUAAAAAUAUAGAGAAAAAAGACAUAAUAAACGUAGCAUAAGAUUGCAAUCACCGUGAUUUAAAUCAGAAUUGGAAGUGGCACUUACUAGCUUAAAGCAAUGGAACAGGAAAAAAAAAUAAAGUAAUGUCAAAACAAUUGCCUUUGUUUGAAACUUAUUGCAUAUAUGCAGGGAGGAAGGUAUAAGUAGUUGAACAGGGCUAAUGGUUUGGGCGCUGCAUGAGCUCAGGUUACAGAAAGGUUCGGUUCAUGUGGUCAACGGACAUUCCCAGUAAUGCAUGACGCACUGAAUAGAAGCUAGGGCGUCCAUGAUGACCAUAACAGUUGCAGUAGUAGAGCAACUAAUUAUUCUUAGAUGGGUCUAUUUCGGUCGAGAGCAGAUAAAGCUGAGCAUAGUCUGUUGUGCAUGAGACACCAACUAUCUUCGUACCCUGGAGUAAAAAGUAAAGUUGGAUUGUAAGACUGAUUAAAGGGGAAAUACAUAUUCGAC